Naumovozyma dairenensis CBS 421 is the source of this 3333-nucleotide messenger RNA. Its product is annotated as RecQ family ATP-dependent DNA helicase. Gene Ontology annotation, biological process: double-strand break repair via homologous recombination; DNA replication. Gene Ontology annotation, cellular component: chromosome; RecQ family helicase-topoisomerase III complex; cytoplasm. NCBI's taxonomy places the organism in Eukaryota, Fungi, Ascomycota, Saccharomycetes, Saccharomycetales, Saccharomycetaceae. Bases 1 to 3333 code for a protein of 1110 amino acids. The record is from RefSeq and is a predicted model, not a curated record. Gene Ontology annotation, molecular function: ATP binding; 3'-5' DNA helicase activity; nucleic acid binding. The transcript has a single exon.
AUGAUUAAGAAACCAUCACAUAAUCUUCGAAGGGAACAUAAUUAUCUCAAAUCAAAUGAUAUACUACAAAAGGAUAAAGAUUUGGUAUUGAAUGUUAUCACAUCGAAACGACCAUUGAGUCCUAUCAGAAGAAGGAACACUCAGAUAGUGGAGAAAAAGAAUGGUUGUGAAUUUGAAAAAUCUGGAAUACAGAAACCUGCUGUCAAACUGUCAUUAGAUAUGGUGCCUGAUAAAUAUAUAAACUCCGAACUCUGCCAACUGCAUGUAGCACUAAUUAAAGCAUUAAAAGAUCAGUCAGAAUAUUUACUUAAAACGAAUAGUAACCAAUUAUCAUUUGAUGCAUUAGAAAAGGACAACUCUCAUACUUUUUGUGAUCUUAAAGCAAAAAUUGACUUGCUCGAAGAACAAAUACGGAAAUUGUCUACAAAUAUCGACCCUUAUACCAUUACAACCAAAGCUCUGAAUCCACCUACAGUACCUGUCAUUCACAAACCAUUGAGGGAAAAAGACCUAAAUAAAAACUUCUCAACAAAUAUACCUCGAUUAGACACUCCUCCAUUCUAUGAAGAAGAGGAAGAAUUAGAUCCGGAUGAUGACCCAUUCUAUUAUAACAUGCAGACAGAAUUAGACAUCGGAAACACAAAUAUGAGAGACACAAUUAUAACUCUCCCGAAUAUGACCCAAACUUAUGAUGAGGCACUUAAUAAUAAUGACAUUGCCAGUGAUGACGACGAUGAUGAAAUUGUGGAAUCAUCUGAUACUGAUUUACCAUUAGAAAUAAAGAUAGUUGAAUCUUCUUCGUCAAACAAAAUGGUUACAGAAAGUAUACCGAAAAGUUUAUAUGAAUCAACUACAAAAAAAGACAAUCACGAUAGCAAUCAUACUACCGCUGUAAAUGCGAAAGCUAAUGAUGAUGAUGACAAUGAUCUCUGGCUACGAUCUUUCUCUGCACAUGAAGAUGAUAGAAGUGAUAUCUCAGAUGCAUAUAAUGACGGCUACGGUGACCAUAAUAUUAAUUCAGAUAUAGAAAUCUUAGGAGAAGAAUCGAAUGAAGCAAACGCGACUAGGAACUUUCCAGGUGAGGACAGUGAUAUUGUUGAUGAUCAUGAUGAUGGUUUUGAGUAUGAGCUUGGUGAUUCUGAAAUAGAAAAUUUUAAUGAUGAAAGAGAAAACCAAACACAAUUGCAAUGGGAAGAUGAAUUAGAUCAAGAUCUGGAGAUUCUUGAUGAGAGAAACAUCACACCUCUGAAGUCUCCCCUUAAUAAUGACGACCAUAUCGAGGAGAUAUUUGAGAUUGAAGAUGAUGAGGAUGACGUGGGUUUAUCGAUUGCUGAAACUAGAACUGCAAAUGUCAAUGAAGAGGAAUACAGAUGGACAGAGGAAGUUUAUUAUAGAUUACGCCAUACUUUUAAACUCCCUGGAUUUAGACCGAAUCAAUUAGAAGCUAUCAAUUCUACACUUAUAGGGAAAGAUGUUUUCGUUUUAAUGCCCACUGGCGGUGGGAAAUCAUUAUGUUAUCAAUUACCUGCUAUAGUUAAAUCAGGUAAAACUAAAGGUACAUCUAUUGUCAUUUCACCAUUGAUAUCGUUAAUGCAAGAUCAAGUGGAACACUUGCUGGAUUUGAAUAUUAAAGCGAGUAUGAUAAGUUCCAAAGGUACCACUCAACAACGGAAACAAACAUUUAGUCUUUUCUCACAGGGGAAAUUAGAUUUAAUAUAUAUAUCACCUGAAAUGAUUGCAUCAUCCAAACAAUGUAAACGAGUCAUUAAAAAACUGUAUCAAGAGGGGAAUUUAGCUAGAAUAAUUGUUGAUGAAGCUCAUUGUGUAUCUAGUUGGGGUCACGAUUUUAGACCAGAUUAUAAAGAAUUAUAUUUUUUCAAGAGUGAAUAUCCUAAAAUUCCAAUGAUGGUACUAACUGCGACAGCAAAUGAGCACGUUCGACAAGAUAUUGUAACGAAUCUACGGUUAAGAAAUCCAGUUUUUCUCAAACAAAGUUUUAAUCGUACUAACUUGUUCUAUGAAGUGUUGAGGAAGGAUAAAGAUUCUAUUGAUGAAAUGAUAGAUGCAAUUAAAUAUCACUUUACGGAACAGUCAGGAAUCAUUUAUUGCCAUUCUAAAAAUUCCUGUGAAAAAGUUGCGUUACAAUUGCAAAAUAACCAAAUCAGAUGUGGAUAUUACCAUGCGGGUAUGGAUCCCGAUGAAAGAAUGAUGAUUCAAAGAGAUUGGCAACGUAAUAAAUUACAAGUGAUAUGUGCUACCGUUGCUUUUGGUAUGGGUAUUGAUAAAAGUGAUGUCAGAUUUAUUUAUCACUUCACAGUACCAAGAACUUUGGAAGGUUAUUAUCAAGAAACUGGACGUGCUGGUAGAGAUGGUAAACCAUCUUAUUGUAUCGGAUAUUAUUCCAUGAAGGAUGUUAGAGCGAUUCAAAAAAUGAUCCAAAAGGAUAGUAGUCUUGAUAAGAUUAGCCGAGAGAAACAUUUUGAUAAAUUACAAGAAGUGAUGAAAUAUUGUGAGAAUAUUAAAGAAUGUCGAAGGAAGUUAGUCUUAUCGUAUUUUAAUGAAGAGUUUGAUAGAAAUUUGUGUCACGAAAAUUGUGAUAACUGUAAGAAAUGUCAAGAUGUUGUUUCUCAUAUGGAAGAUAUAACCAUGAUUGCAAAGGAUGUUAUUACUUUAGUUCAAAGUAUUGAGAAUGAAACUGUAACAUCUAUAUAUUGUCAAAACUUAUUCAAAGGAUCACGUACUGCCAAGAUCAUUCAAGCAGGGCAUGAUAAUUUAGAGAAACAUGGGACAGGUAAAAGCAUUAAUAAGGCCAAGAUUGAAAAGAUUUUCUUCCAUUUAAUUUCUGAAAGAAUUCUCGAGGAAUAUUCAAUUACUAAUAAUGGUGGAUAUGCAAAUUGCUAUGUGAGAACCGGUGUUAAUUCAAGGAAAGUCAUUAAUGGAUUGUUGAAAGUAAAAAUGGAACUCACUGAAUUGAGACCCAUUCCUGCAUCGACUACUGAAGAUAAUAAUGAUGGCACCAAUAGUAAAGUGUCAAAGAAUUCGAAAUCCAAGCCUGUAUUUUUAGAAGUCUUAGCAGAACAAGGUCGGCAUAUGAAGAAUACCCCUGUUCCAAUAAAUUCAGUUCUUUUCGGUAAUGAUGCUAGGCGACCAAUAUCUAGUGGUAGUAAUAACGGAGAAAGGGAAGAAAUAAUAAAGCAAAUACGACAGCAUCAAUUUGAGCCGCAAUUUCAAACAGGGUUUCGUCAACCGAGAGGGUCAACGAGAAGGAAACGUAAUGGAUCUGGUGGUGGAUAUAAGAGGAGAAAGUCAUGGAAAGGUCGAAGUAGGCGGUGA